This is a messenger RNA of Mucor mucedo, 1596 nucleotides long. RefSeq lists its product as uncharacterized. The record is from RefSeq and is a predicted model, not a curated record. Lineage: Eukaryota; Fungi; Mucoromycota; Mucoromycetes; Mucorales; Mucoraceae. The transcript has 4 exons. The coding region runs from base 1 to 1596 and encodes 531 amino acids.
AUGCAACAAACGUUUGGAAUAGUGCCUCUUCAUACAAGAAACGAUAUACUGAAAAAGAUAUCGAAACUUGAAAUUAUCGCAGAAAGACGAUUUGAAUUAACAAUUGAGUCUGCAAGCAAAGUAUUAAACAAGAAGAUUAGAGAAGCAUAUACUGUAUUUGGUUUUAUUUUAGAAGGUUCAAAUGCAAUUGAAGAUUGGUUAAAUAUCAUUCAUGAUGCAUCACAAUCAAAAAGUUUAUAUCACGGAAGCUUGAACCCGGAUCAUGCACACACCGAAAUAGAAUGGUUCAAAAGUACUUUUGGCAAGGAUUCUGUUUCCUCUUCUUCAUCAUCCUCUUCUUCAAUCCCUGUAAAAGUUAUUAAUAGAAAGACCAUUUCCUCCUCCUCCUCCAAAAAGCCCACUACCACUACAACAACAAAGAAAUCAACUGUUUCAGGAACAUCACCCCAUCAAAGCAGAGUACGUGACACAGCAUCUUCAGCUGAUGGACCCCGUAAUUCCCUUCGCAAGCCUACUCCCAUUGUACGCACUAGUAAGACGCCCAAUAAUGUAAAGUCAACAACAACACCUCCCCCUUUGAAAUCAUCCCGUAUCACUCCACCCAGUACAAAACCACCUGUAAAGAGAUCCGAGAUCGUCGGAAGGUCCGAUUUAGCAGCUGGAAGAGCCGAGUCUAGAAGAUCCAGCUUGGCUACGGCAACCACCACUAAAAAGCUAUCAACCACAGCAAAAGGGGGUGUUUCGAAAAACACACCUCCUACUUCUGUUAUUACAGGACGAACAAGAAAACCAAGUAAGCUCACAGAAAAGAGACCUCUUUCUCUUGCAAAACCCAAACCUGUGCAGAAGCCUGUGCAGAAGCCCGUACAAGAAGACGAGGCUAUUGUUGUUGAAAGCAUCACUAAACCGGUUGUCGAGCCUGUGAAUCCUGUCGAGUCUAUCGAGACUGUUGAGCCUAUUGAGACUGUAGAGUCUGUGGAUCCUGUAGAACUCACACAGCCCGAAAUCAUAGAAGAGGUGGAACCCGAAAUUGAGCAAGUACAGCCAGUAAUCGAGGAGGAGGAGACACAAACGAUAGAGACAAGCACGGAAGAAAAAGAGACAGAAGCCGAGAUAGCAGAACAUACGAUAGCAAAGGAGGAGGACGAGGUUGAAGAGGAGGAAGAAUGUCACAUUAUUUUAGCGCAACAGCCUGUGUCACAUCCUUCAACGAGUUCAAGUGCAGAUGAGCAUGAUGCAGAAGUAGCGGCUGCGAUUAAUAACGACCAUCAAAACCAUGUAAAGAUGGCAGCGAAUCUAUUCCAGAACAGCGGUCGUUCUUCAUCGUUCUCUCCCAGUUCUGUGUCAUCUUUACCUCGGCCAGAAACUCCCGAAGUGGAUCAAUUACGACUUCGAUUUGAAACAAUUAUUCAAACCUCGAGCCCGAAUACUCCCACAAGUGAAUUUCAGCCUUUCCCCAGAAGACCCUCUUCAAAAAUGUCACCCGAGUUUAUCUCACGUAUCAAGGAGAUGAAGCCAAAAGGUCCCGUUGGCACUAAAGUAAAGAGUAUGGUCGAACUCUUUAUGGAUGAGAAUCUCAAUAAGUGGGAAUUCUAA